Molecule: messenger RNA, 1128 nt
Organism: Trichobilharzia szidati
Lineage: Eukaryota; Metazoa; Platyhelminthes; Trematoda; Strigeidida; Schistosomatidae
Source: the annotation of a GenBank genome assembly
AUGAAUCGAGGUAGACGGCGUGGUGGUGGUCCAAGUUUGUCAGGUCUGCGUGAUGGUGUAAAACGACGUCUUUUCGAUCCUCAUUCUGUCCCUACUAAGCCUGAUCCCAAGUUCGAAGUUAGCCGUCUAAUACCGUUUACAUUUCCUAAAGUUGCUAUACACUCUUCAUUGAGUGGCUGCAGUGCAGAUGACAACUCAAAUGUUGCAAAAGCUGACCGCGAUGGUCUCCAAAUAAAUUUGUUCGAAUUGACAGCUAAACUUGAAACGGCUUUUCGUUCAGGUCCAUUUUAUCAUUCAGUUCCAGAACUGUCGGAAGGAAUCAGUGCGGCUUCAUUAUUAUCUAGCAAAAAAUUAAACUUGGGCAAUAAAUUGCCAAAUGUGGUAUCUUUGUUGCAUCUUUUGGUUGCUCAUGAUGAAAUUAAUCAGUGGUCGGACGAGGAUAUGAAUAUGAGGGAACCUGAUGAUUGGUACCCAGAAGAACUAAUUUCUCGGACCCGACAAAAAAAUAAAGUUAGCAAGCAUACUUCACGAAGAUCAAGGUCAAGUUAUAAACGAUCAAAACCACAUAUUACUGAUAUUGAUGAAAUUAUAACUGACCAUUUUAUCCAGCAGGUCACUGAAACCCUUCCAGAAAAUGAUGAUGAUGCAGAGAAAGUUGAGCUAGCUAUUAGUGACAAUGAAGACGCAGACUCUGAAGAUGCACGAUGGAAUGAUGAUGUUAAUCCCGAUGGUGAUCUUGAAGAGUUAGAUGAAGAUGAAUUCGAUAAUGAUUAUUGUCAACAGUACUUUGACAAUGGUGAAAAAGACUUUAGCGAUGAUGGAUUAGGUGGUGACGACGAAGGCGGACCGAAGUACUAUGAAUAAAGUCUUGAAUCUACAAUGAGCACAAGGCACUUUAUCAUGAUGUAUAUGUGUGUACAAAUGUAUUUAGAAAUAUGAUUUACAAUUAAUUUAAAGUUUUAUACAGUUAAUUUGUUAAACAGAUUGAGUUCUAUUCAAUAAAUGAAUCAGAAAUCAACAGAGUUUUUCGUUUCAGUUGUUCGCAACUUAUUUAAAAGUGAAUUAAUUUGCUGAAUUCUUUCAAAUCUUUUUCUAGAACUUGCUUACUAAAUAUUGUACAGCUUUAAC